Aspergillus versicolor CBS 583.65 is the source of this 973-nucleotide messenger RNA. RefSeq lists its product as uncharacterized. Lineage: Eukaryota; Fungi; Ascomycota; Eurotiomycetes; Eurotiales; Aspergillaceae. Bases 303 to 845 code for a protein of 180 amino acids. The record is from RefSeq and is a predicted model, not a curated record. The transcript has 4 exons.
CUACUCAAGAACGUUGCUGUUGAAGAUUAAGCUUAAAAGGAAUAUCCCGCCCUCCACCAUGGAUCAGACAUUCGGAUGAAACAGACACUCAUUCAGCCAAGCCAAACGGUUGUACUAUUCUAUUCCAUUCUUUCUUUAGUAUACAAAAGCAUCACUUUAUUAUCUUAUACUCUGCCUUCGUCGUUAUUGCGCUUCGUGAUUUCUUUGCCUAGGUCUUCCGUCUCCCACCUCAAGGAACAAUCAAUCCUUAGGACGGAGCAGCAGAAGCAGUAAAAAAAAGGACCCGGAGUUCUAUUUACACAAUGGCUGACGGACUUAACCAAGCACGCGCCCUGAGGGUAGCUGAGCUCAUGAACGAUUACCGUACUCUUCUUCUACACAUCUCCCAGCUCAAUGUCUCGGUACCAGCGGAGGAUCAAGCGGAGGAUGGCUAUCGGGUGCUCAGAGAGUGCCUUGCGGCUGCGAAUGCCUUGAUGAGUUCGCACUACAGCCCUAGCCCACCACCAACGAAUACUUCGAACGAGGAGGCUGAAAGGGCCCAAUUGCGGAGAGUUAUACUUGACGGCAGUGCGAGACGGUUCCAAGCUCAUCGCAUCUACCUUCGAGCAGCAGCAGCCAAGCGAUGGGUCAUGCACCGAGGCAAUAUCCUUCAAGGACAAAGGCCGGGGCAGCAACACGCGGACCAGAUCAAAGCCGUGAAUGGCACCUUCCGGCAGGAACUCGCACAAAUAUCCAAUCAGCAUGUUGUCGCUGAUCUCCGGGCCGCUGAUGUACGGGCGGGUCACUGGCUUGACGACGACCCGACAUUGGAUGCUAUUCUCUCUUGGAUCCGGUCUCAUCCAUGAGCGCAGGACUUUCGCUUUCUGGACUGAGAUUGCACGCUGGUUCGCCAAGCAGAGAAACAGACCGAAAAUAUACGCUAAUGAUACGAUGGAUUGACUCUAUGACACGACAUUCUUCUUCAUCCCUUCUC